UGCCCGCAGCUUCGGCGGCGCCAUGGUGGAGGCGGCGCCCGCGGGGCCCGGGCCGCUGCGGAGGACUUUCCUGGUACCCGAGAUCAAGUCGCUAGAUCAGUACGAUUUCUCGCGGGCCAAGGCGGCGGCGAGCUUGGCGUGGGUGCUGCGGGCCGCAUUCGGGGGAGCAGAGCACGUGCCCCCGGAGCUGUGGGAACCCUUCUAUACAGACCAAUAUGCGCAGGAGCAUGUGAAGCCCCCGGUGACGAGGCUGCUACUCUCUGCAGAGCUCUACUGCCGGGCUUGGCGCCAGGCUCUGCCACAGCUGGAGACACCUCCCAGUCCAUCUGCCCUGCUGGCUUUGCUGACACGGAGGGGCAUGGUACCCUCCCUGCCUGAGCGCCCAGUGUGUGAAGCCGACCUGAGACAUCAGCCCAUUCUCAUGGGAGCACACCUAGCAGUCAUUGAUGCCCUUAUGGUCACCUUCUCCUUCGAGUGGACAAAGACACUGCCUGGUCCCUUGGCUCUGUCCAGCUUGGAGCACAAACUCCUUUUCUGGGUAGAUAAGACUGUCCGAAGGCUACAGGAAAAGACAGAGCAAGAAGCUGCCCAACGUGCAUCUCCUGCUGCCCCUACAGAUGGGGCAGCUCCCACACAACCUUCGUGCCCCACACGCUGGUACUGGAAGCUGGUUCCUCACGCAAUUGCCUUCUGUUUGAAGGAGUCGGGGAACAAACCCCCCAUGAUCCGCUAUCGCAAAGACCGUGCUGUGGCCCGGCGUGCCCCCUGCUUUCCAAAUGUGACUACCCUCCAGGACCUGGCCAGUGGAGCUGCACUGGCUGCCACCAUCCACUGCUAUUGUCCCCAGCUAUUACGACUUGAGGAGGUGUGCCUCAAAGACCCCAUGUCUGUGGCAGACAGCCUGUACAACCUUCAACUGGUGCAGGACUUCUGUGCCUCCCAUCUUCCUCAUGGCUGCCCUCUAUCUCUGGAGGACUUACUGUAUGUCCCACCACCCCUCAAGGUUAACCUGGUGGUGCUGCUGGCUGAGAUGUUCAUGUGCUUUGAAGUGAUGAAGCCUGAUUUUGUACAGGCUAAGGACUUAUCUGAUGGACAUGCUGCCUCUCCCCGGGGCACUGAGGCUUCCCCGUCUCAGAACAACAGUGGCAGCAGUUCUCCUGUGUUCAACUUCCGUCACCCAUUAUUGUCACCUGGUGGGCCCCAGUCUCCACUCCGAGGAUCCACAGGCUCCCUGAAGUCAUCUCCAUCUAUGUCCCACAUGGAGGCCCUAGGCAAGGCGUGGAACCGCCAACUCAGCCGUCCCCUUUCCCAGGCAGUGUCGUUCAGCACCCCCUUUGGCCUGGACAGCGAUGUGGAUGUUGUCAUGGGAGACCCUGUCCUGCUGCGCUCUGUCAGUUCUGACAGUCUGGGUCCACCGCGUGCUCUAGCAUCCCGGAAUGCUGCUCAGCCACCCCCGGACCCUGGAGACUUACCUACUAUCGAGGAGGCUCUACAGAUCAUUCAUAGUGCUGAGCCUCGGUUACUUCCAGAUGGGGCAGCUGAUGGCAGCUUCUACCUCCACUCCCCUGAGGGGCCCUCUAAGCCACCACUGGUCUCCUAUCCAUCUGAGGGAACCUCAAAACCACUGCCUGAUGGGCUCACCAAAGCACCCAUCUAUGUGUCCCACUCUGAGACCCCCUCAAAACCAUCUCCCUGCCCAGGUGGGGAGGUACUAAAGCCACCAGACCCAUCCGAGGGGUCCCCAAAGGCAGUGGCUUCCUCUGCAGCAGCCAACAACUCUGAAGUAAAGAUGACCAGUUUUGCUGAACGCAAGAAACAGCUGGUGAAGGCUGAGGUCGAGGUGGGAAUAGGGUCCCCCACAUCCACUUUAGCACCACCUGAGGCCGUGAGCUCAGAGAUGAGUGAGCUGGGAGCCCGUCUGGAGGAGAAACGUCGUGCUAUUGAGGCCCAGAAACGACGCAUUGAGGCCAUCUUUGCCAAACACCGCCAGCGACUGGGAAAGAGUGCCUUCCUGCAGGUGCAGUCACGAGAGGCUGCAGAGGAAGAGACUGAGCCAGGCUCAGUCCCCAGUGGGGAGCGACCAGCAGGCGAGGGCCAGGGCCAGGGCGAGCCUUCCUCACGGUCUAAGUCAGUUACCUUUUCUCCAGAGCUGGGCCCAGUGCCCCCUGAGGGCCUGGGGGAUUACAACAGAGCAGUUAGUAAGCUGAGUGCUGCCUUGAGCUCUCUUCAACGGGACAUGCAGAGACUAACAGAUCAGCAGCAGCGGCUUCUGGCUCCACAGGAGGCCUCUGGACCUGCCCCACCACCUGCAGCAUGGGUCAUUCCUGGCCCCACAACUGGGCCUAAGGCUGCAUCCCCUAGCCCUGCCCGGCGUGCCUCAGCUGCUCGGCGCAGCCCAGGGCCUGGUCCCAGCCCAACACCCCGUAGCCCCAAACAUGCAAGGCCAGCAGAGCUGCGGCUGGCACCCCUGACAAGGGUGCUUACACCACCCCAUGAUGUAGACAGCCUCCCACACCUACGCAAGUUCUCACCGAGCCAGGUGCCAGUACAGACACGCUCUUCCAUCCUACUAGUGGAGGGGACACCUCCUGAGGAGCCUGCAGCCCGGUCCAGCCUCAUUGAGAUCCCCUUAGGCAGCCUGGGAGAGCCUGCUGCUGAUGAGGAGGGAGAUGGAAGCCCCCCUGGUGCUGAGGAUUCUUUAGAGGAAGAGGCAUCUUCUGAGGGAGAGCCCCGGGUUGGGCUUGGAUUCUUCUACAAGGGUGAAGACAAGCCUGAAGAUGAGAUGGCCCAAAAACGGGCCACCCUGCUAGAGCGGCAACAGCGGAGGGCAGAGGAGGCCCGAAGGCGCAAACAGUGGCAGGAGGCUGAGAAAGAGCAGCGGAGGGAGGAGGCUGUGAGGCUGGCUCAGGAGGUUCCAGGUCUAGCUCCUGCAGCACCCACAGCUCCCUUAGUGCCGACAGCCACCCCAGCCCCUGCUGCCCGAGCCCAGUUCCCAGCUGAGGAGGAAGUAGGCCCUCGGCGUGGGGACUUCACAAGGCUGGAGUAUGAAAGAAGGGCUCAGCUGAAACUGAUGGAUGAUCUUGAUAAGGUGCUUCGGCCCCGGGCUGCGGGAACCGGGGGACCAGGUCGGGGCGGGCGGAGGGCCCCCCGGCCACGCUCUGGUUGCUGUGAUGACUCGGCCCUGGCACGAAGCCCAGCUCGUGGCCUGCUGGGCUCACGACUCAGUAAGAUUUAUUCUCAGUCCACACUGUCCCUGUCUACCGUGGCCAAUGAGGCCCCCAAUAACCUUGGUGUGAAGAGGCCCACCUCUCGGGCCCCAUCCCCAUCUGGCCUCAUGUCCCCCAGCCGCCUGCCUGGCAGUCGAGAACGUGACUGGGAGAACGGCAGUAAUGCCUCCUCCCCUGCAUCGGUGCCCGAGUACACAGGUCCCCGGCUAUACAAGGAGCCCAGUGCCAAAUCCAACAAGUUCAUUAUCCACAAUGCUCUGUCACACUGCUGCCUGGCUGGGAAGGUGAAUGAACCACAGAAGAACCGCAUUCUGGAGGAAAUUGAGAAGAGUAAAGCCAACCACUUCCUGAUUCUUUUUCGGGACUCGAGCUGCCAGUUCCGGGCGCUGUACACACUUUCGGGAGAGACAGAGGAGCUAUCAAGACUAGCCGGCUAUGGUCCCCGUACUGUCACACCAGCCAUGGUCGAAGGCAUCUAUAAGUACAAUUCAGACCGCAAACGCUUCACCCAGAUCCCUGCCAAGACCAUGUCCAUGAGUGUGGAUGCCUUCACCAUCCAGGGACAUCUCUGGCAAAGCAAGAAGCCUACAACACCUAAGAAGGGCAGUGGCACCCCCAAAUAGGCAGUUCACAGGCUGGAGAGGGGUGCUGUUUAGGCCACUGGCCCAUUAUAGGGCAGUUCAUUGGUUAUUCCUGGGUCCUGUCACCGUCCUUGUCUAGGUGGAGCUGGAGUCCCCACCCUCUAACUUUGAGUCUGGUCCUGCUGUGGGGGUUGAGCUGGGAAGUUCAGGGACUCAGGGCUCAGUUUCAGCCCCCCCCCCUUGUCUGUUUGUCCUCCCUACACUCUUGAAUAAAUAAUUUAGAGAAGUA
Molecule: messenger RNA, 4097 nt
Organism: Jaculus jaculus (lesser Egyptian jerboa)
Lineage: Eukaryota; Metazoa; Chordata; Mammalia; Rodentia; Dipodidae
Gene: Camsap3
Product: calmodulin regulated spectrin associated protein family member 3
Exons: 19
Coding region: 23-3850 (1275 amino acids)
Biological process (GO): negative regulation of microtubule depolymerization; cytoplasmic microtubule organization; neuron projection development
Cellular component (GO): microtubule minus-end
Molecular function (GO): microtubule minus-end binding; spectrin binding; calmodulin binding
Source: RefSeq, a predicted model, not a curated record